Molecule: messenger RNA, 2120 nt
Organism: Seriola aureovittata
Lineage: Eukaryota; Metazoa; Chordata; Actinopteri; Carangiformes; Carangidae
Gene: wnt8b
Product: wingless-type MMTV integration site family, member 8b
Exons: 6
Coding region: 310-1392 (360 amino acids)
Biological process (GO): canonical Wnt signaling pathway; neuron differentiation; cell fate commitment
Cellular component (GO): extracellular region
Molecular function (GO): cytokine activity; frizzled binding
Source: RefSeq, a predicted model, not a curated record
CUUGAAUGGAGGCAGGGAACCUACCGUUGCCCGGCCCUGAAGGCCCAGGGUGCCCUUUUGAUCAUUUCAGUCUCUCCUUGGUGCAAUACUUCUGAUUGGCCAAGAGAGUAAGAAGGGGGAAAAUCUUUAAUUAAGAAGAUAAUCUCUUGUUGGGACGAGAGCAGCUCCAUUUCAGAGCCCCCUCCUUGAAUCUUGGAAGCCCUGGUGAAGUUUGGUGCUCUGGUAGCUCAGUUUCCUCUCCAUCUCCAGACUGUCUGCAGGCUUUGGACGGGCUCACAGUUACCGUCAUCCCCCCCCUCACCUGUCAGGAUGUUCAUGCAUUUGGAGAUUUUUUAUUAUAUUUUCAUUCUCCUGGCUCAUAUGAGGUCGUGCUGCUGCUGGUCAGUGAAUAAUUUCUUGAUGACUGGACCCAAGGCAUACCUGAUCUACUCCAGCAGUGUGGCAGCAGGAGCUCAGAGUGGCAUAGAGGAGUGCAAAUACCAGUUUGCAUGGGACCGCUGGAACUGCCCCGAGAGAGCUCUGCAGCUGUCCACGCACAGCAGCCUGCGCAGUGCAAAUCGGGAGACAGCAUUCGUUCACGCCAUCAGCUCCGCUGGAGUCAUGUACACUUUAACCAGGAACUGCAGCCUCGGAGACUUUGACAACUGUGGCUGUGACGACAGCAGAAACGGACAACGAGGGGGUCACGGUUGGCUCUGGGGCGGCUGCAGUGACAACGUUGGCUUUGGAGAGGCCAUCUCCAAACAGUUUGUCGAUGCCUUGGAGACUGGGCAGGAUGCACGAGCAGCCAUGAAUCUCCACAAUAACGAGGCUGGGCGCAAGGCUGUGAAGGGGACCAUGCAGAGGACAUGUAAGUGCCACGGCGUGUCAGGAAGCUGCACCACUCAGACCUGCUGGCUGCAGCUCCCAGAGUUCAGGGAGGUGGGCAACUACUUGAAGGAGAAGUACCACAGGGCUCUGAAAGUGGAUCUCCUCCGGGGAGCGGGGAACAGCGCGGCCAGCCGGGGGGCUAUCGCUGAGACCUUUAGCUCCAUCUCUCGGAAGGAGCUGGUCCACCUCGAAGACUCCCCCGACUACUGCCUGGAAAACCGCACUCUGGGCUUGCCGGGCACCGAGGGCCGUGAGUGCCUCAAGAAGGGCAAGAACCUGAGCAAAUGGGAGAAGCGGAGCUGCAAGAGGCUGUGCGGAGAGUGCGGGCUGGCUGUGGAGGAGCGCAAAGCCGAGAUGGUGUCCAGCUGUAACUGUAAAUUCCACUGGUGCUGCGCGGUGAAGUGCGAGCAGUGCAGAAAGACAGUGACCAAGUACUUCUGCGUAAAGAAAGGAGGUCAGAGGGGAAGGAAUGAGAGUGCCGGCAGCCGCCGAAAGACCCUCAGGCUGAGGAAGAAGCACUGAGCAUCUCCAUCACCUCUCCCCUGCUAUACCACUGCAGCUCCUCUCAACACCCAGACUGUGCAUGUUCAGAUAGUGUGUUUUGGACAAAAACGUAGCUAUUUCAGACCAUCUUCAUUUUAAAUUUUGUUUUAAACAUUAAAGACAGUGGGAUGUGCACAAAGCCACAUGAUAGAGAAGUUGAGGAGGGUACUUUUGGUAUAAAUGUAUUUAAGAUAUAUUUUUUUAUACUUUUUACAACAUUUUGAAGAAAAGUCACUGGGCAUUUGAAGAUAGUUUCUUUGACUUCAAAAUUCUCCAUAACAUGAUUUAUUUAUUUUCAACACACACACACACACAAUCCUUGGGAAAAAAUUAAACAGUUAUUAUUUUUGGAGCGAUGGAUGAUCUGACUUUUGAUUGAUGGCAUAGAUAUCUUUUAAAAAUCACAGUUUUCAAGAAUCCGUUGGGUUGUAUUCCCACAACUAUCAGCCAAGUGUCACUGCCAAGCUUUGAAUUUGUUUCGAAAUAUUUUGGCAUUUUUGGUCACAGUUUGCUCUCCCAUUGUCUGGCUCGCCCUGACCUUUGCUGCCCCCUUUAUGUAUUUAAUUGUACAUAAAAUGAAGCACUUUGUACUGUACAUUGUUAAUUUAUUGCACAGCAUUUCCUAGUUUUGCUUUAUUGUUAGUUGCCAUUGUGGUUUGUUUCCUAUUAAAAUGUAAUGAAAGAAUAAUAAAUCCUUCAAUCUUAUA